AUCAAAGGGUCCAAUCAUAAAAUGUCUAACUCGGAAGGUGACACAGCAUCAUCAAAACUUGUUCAACCAGAAAAACAAACUGAAACAAUCAUACAACAGAAUGAAACCGAACCGGAAAAACAAAUCUCAAAUAAAGAUGAGCUUUGUGGAUGUGACAUCAUUUGCUGCAAAAAUAAUUCAAGAAUAAAUUGUCGGUCUUUUCAGCCAUUUGCAAAAGCAAAAUGGGCUUUAUUUUUUAUUUGUAUUGCAAACAUGUUUCAACAAACUAUCACGAAUGGACUUUAUGGCGUCAGUAUCAGCACACUGGAAAAAAGGUUCGAACUUCGAAGUACAGAAAGUGGGAUGAUAGGAAGUGUGAACGAUGCAGCUCAAGUUCUGACUUCAAUUGUUAUAUCAUUAUUUAACGAGAAUGUUAACAAACCACGGUACAUUGGUUGGGGUCAAUUCAUUGCUGGUAUCGGUGGAAUAAUGUUUGCGUUGCCACAUUUCAUUGCACCUGAGUAUUCUCUCGUUAAUACAGAAGUUUUCAACUAUUGUAAUAAUGUAACAGAACCAGAUUGUAGCGAAUCCAUCCUUAGAAACUACAGGUUCUUUUUUAUGACAUCUAUUGCAUUAAUUGGAAUAGGAAUAUGUCCUUUGUACACUCAUGGUAUUGCAUAUCUGGAUGAAAAUGUGGAAAAGAAAAAUUCUGCUUUAUUCAGUUCCAUUUAUUUUGCGAUUGGUGGUUUAGGACCAGCCCUAGGAUUUCUUGUUGGAGGAGCAGCUAUGGAGCUAUACACAGAUAUUGGAAAAAGUUCUGAUGAAAUACCGAUCGAUAGUAGCAGCUAUCUUUGGGUGGGGGCUUGGUGGAUUGGUUUUUUGAUAUGUGGGAUCUUCCUUGUACUGAACUCUGUGCCUCUGCUUAUGCUUCCAAAACAUUUGCCCGGAACAGAAAAAUUCAGAGAGAAUAGAAAUUUGGAAACGCAGAAAAGUCAUCUUGAGCAGACUGGGGAAGGAACAAGAGGAACAGUGAGAGGUAUCAAUGAAAUCAUCCUAUUACUGCGAAACAAACCGUACAUGUUCAUGACAUGUGGAUUAACAAUGAAUGUUGCUCUGAUUUACGGCUUCAAUACUUUUGGGGCAAAAUAUUUAGAAUCUGUGUUUGGAUUAACUCCUUUUCAUUCUUCAUUAUUAUAUGGUGUUGCUGCCAUCUUUGCAAGCUUUGGUGCUCAAGUUACCAGUGGUUUUAUAAUCAAGAAAUAUGAAUUGACAGUUCCACAAAUAUUGAAGUUCAUCAUUGUGACUGGAAUAUUGUCAGCUCUUUGUAGCAUCGGAUUCGUUGUGCAUUGUGGAGAUAUAGAUUUUGCUGGAGGAACAGUUCCAUAUCCUAACUCGACCUUUGAACUUUCACCCUACUCAUCAUGUAAUGAAGAUUGCGGUUGUUCAACUGAUCGUUAUCAACCAGUAUGCGGGGAAGGAAUUGCUUAUUUUUCACCUUGUUUUGCCGGAUGCCAAACUCAAAUCAAUGAUACUACCUUCACAGACUGCACAUGUGUUGCCAACUAUAACUAUACAUCAACGAGCGGAACGAUUCUCUCAACAGAAAAUUGUGAUCGAAAUCCAUGUUCCAUGAUCAUUCCUUUUGCUUUUAUUGUUUUCUUUUGUUUUUUUACUUCUGUUUUAACGUUGUCACCUACUCUUCAAGUCACUAUCAGAUGCGUGCCAUUUCAUAACAGAGUUCUUGCAAUUUCUAUGCAGGCAGCAAUCAGCAGAUUAUUUGGUGUAAUACCAGGUCGAAUUCUCGUCGGUGCAGUACUUGAUCUUGCUUGUGUAUCAUGGAGUACAGAGUGCGGGGAUUCUGGUGCUUGUCAAGCUUAUAAACGAAAAGAUGUUUCAAGAAAUAAUACAAUUUUGCUGCUUAGCCAAACGGUCAUCUGUGCCGUAUUCUAUGUUCUUGUUCUACUCACAUACAAACCAGUAGGUGGUGCUAAAGGGGAUAAACAUGAGAACGGAACACUCGAUGCAAAAGAAGAUGUGAAUAAAACAACUUCAACUGAUGAUAAUAAUGAUCCACAAACUGCCGCCACUGUUCAGUUACUAGAAGAAGAGAAUUCAAAAAAAGAAUCGUGAUAUUUUUAUGAUUUGUUGGUGUAUUUCAAUUAUGUUUAUUAAAUAUGUAUACUCGCUAGCAUCCUGAAGCAAUGCAAAUUUUUCUCUUAAUGCUAGUAUUAUAGGACUUCAUACAUGUAUUGCAGGGGUAUUCAAAUGCAUCCACAAGGGAAAAUUGUGCGACCGGCGAAAUGAGUUUGUGAUAGCAAUUCCUAUCUCAUUGCAAAGCCUAUACCUGAGUGUAAUUUAUUAUCUAUGACGUUACAAUGCUCUAAUAACGCAUGUCAUAAGAUCAAUAACCAAAAUUUUGUGUCUGUAACUACAAGAAAGCCUAUGUUAAAUAAAGGUGCGCCCAGCGGUUGCACACCUCUGAUGUAUAGUAUGUUCAAAAAGUAUCAAGUUUAUUAUCUUCCCUGAAAAGACAAAUUCCUUAUAGUCUCAGUGGCUCUCGGGACAGUAAUGGCCUAAAAUUUCUCUCAGAUGUCAAUAUCUCUUCUUCUGAGUGAAUGCACAUGACCUGGCUUUGAACGACUGUUCAACGACUGUUCAUAAAAAAUUUACUUUGACCACCGAUGCAUUUCCUAAAUAUGCUUAAAAAUGCAUUCCCAGGUACUCCUGUAGUGUGUGUACCAGGGCAAAAUACCCUCAUAUAUUUUACCGAGUCUUACGAUUCUUUUACGCCAUGUCAUGAGUGAGGUUUAGUCUAUGAGUCAUUAGUAUUAGCAAGCUGUUAUUACCCUUUCCUUACAUGUCCCUUUCCUUAGUUUAGUAAUUUCACCAUUUUCCCUGGUAUCGGUUCUUUACAUGAUAUAUCAUAUUGGUAGACACACUUAUGGAGCACCCAUUUCCAAACUGAUGCAUGUUGAGUAUAUUUUAACAGCUUUAUUAAGGUAUUAUUAAUUAACCUAUCCUUAUCAUUAUAGAAUAUAGAGCCAUAGUGGGUAUAAUAGAAAAAUUUAGUAUUUUAGUGCAAGUAUUGUUUUUUCUUCUCUAUCUAUAAUGCAUGAUAAUCUUCAAUUAAAUAUAAGGAAAUCAUCAGUGUUUAUUACUGCCUGUGAAUUUUUCAAUUUUGCUGCAACUAUUUCACAAGUCAUAAUUUUUAUAUCGUAUUACAAUUUAUAUAUCUUGCCUUGAUCUUUAUUAACAGCAUAAUUUCCUUGCAGUUUUAAUGUCCAAUGCAUAACCAUGCCUUUGCAUUACAUUUUUCUUAUUUACUUUUCCAGGUUCACGUAAUUCAAACCAGCAAAUCAUGAACUUUUUAUUCCUAUUUUUAUGUAUGCUUUUCUCUGCCUACCCAAUUCUAUCUAGCAAACGGUCUCUUCAAUAAAAUAAGCAAAAUCAAGCUUUUAGCUCAUGCCUACUUUUAUAUAUCCUUUUCCAUGCCUACCUAAUCCAAACCAGCAAACACUCCUGAAUUUUUCACCUAAAAUGAGCACAAAAUGAAAAAAUUAACGAAAUCUGCAAAUUUUAUUUGAUUUCCAAUUGUUUUAUUCGUGGUCAUGUCAAUUUUCCUACAUUCCUGUUUUUCAUAGACGUCUUUUCUUUGCCUACCUAAUCGAAACACUCUGAAAUUUUCACCUGAAACAAGCAAAAUGAAUAAAUCCUUGGUUAUUGAUCAUGAUAACUCUCCAUUCAAUUUUGCUUUCCUGUGCCUACAUAAUUCAAACUGGCAAACCAUCUCUUUAGUGUUUAACCUAAAACAGGCAAAAUUAUCAUACAAUUUUUGCUUCUGGAUCAUGCUCACCAAACAAUCUGAAUUGUUGCCCUUAAAUAAAUUGACUGACGAAAGCUGCAAAUUGUAUUUGAUUUUCAUUUGUUUCAUUUUUUAUGUAAGCUUUUCUCUGCCUAUCAAAUUCAAACAAUCUCUAAGUGUUUCACCUAUAACAUGCAAAAUCAAUUGCAAAUUAUACGAUUUUGAGUCCUCAUCCAAUUGUUGCUUUUGGCUCAUACCUACUUUUAUAUAUGCUAUUCUCUUCUUACCUAAUUCAAAUUAACAAACACUUUGAAUUGUUCACCUAAAAUGAGCAAGAUGAAAAACGAAAACUGUAAAUUUUAUAUGAUUUCCAAUUGUUUCAUUUAUGCUUUUCUUUGCCUAACAAAUUCAAACUAGCAAAUUUUUCACCCAAAACAAGCAAAAUGAUGAAACUGCAAAAUUAAUGAUUUUAAAUGCUCGUUCCAUGUUGAUUUAUGGUCAUUCUAUCUAACUGUACUUUCCUAAUAUCAUGUGUGCUACAUAUUCCAACUGAAACAAUCGAAAUGAACAAAACUACAAAUUAUUAUCUUUCAAUAAUAUUUGUCUUUUUAGGUUUUUCACCCUAAACAAGCAAAACUAAACAGAUUAAAUUAAAACUGAUAAAAACUGUAAAUUUUAUUUAAUUAUUGUGAUUUUAAAUUAUUAUGGGGAUUUUUUUUAUUUCAUUUAUAUAUAUUGAUAGAAAAUCCGGUGCUUUUUAUUCUGCAAACAAGUGCACUGUUCACCAUCCAAAUUGUGCUAUUAACUUUUACAUUUUUUGUUUUUAAAUUCUCUAUAAGAGGUAUCAACACCUUCAUCUUCAGCGAAAGUUUCAGCUUGCACAUUAUUGGAUUUCCUCUCCUUCAUAUUAAAUUGCCAGUAAUCAUUUGAAAAGGCUGCUUACUACAUUAGCUAAAAGUUUGUUUUCGCUUCUUUCCCAAUAUUUGUCUACCUCAAACAAAUACCUAAGUGUUUUAUCCAUAUUUUACAAAUAUAAUCUAUAUCCGAGUGUGA
Styela clava is the source of this 4834-nucleotide messenger RNA. Its product is annotated as solute carrier organic anion transporter family member 4A1-like. Gene Ontology annotation, cellular component: basolateral plasma membrane. The record is from RefSeq and is a predicted model, not a curated record. Lineage: Eukaryota; Metazoa; Chordata; Ascidiacea; Stolidobranchia; Styelidae. Gene Ontology annotation, molecular function: protein binding. Gene Ontology annotation, biological process: sodium-independent organic anion transport; transmembrane transport.